Meloidogyne enterolobii is the source of this 2226-nucleotide messenger RNA. The record is from the annotation of a GenBank genome assembly. Lineage: Eukaryota; Metazoa; Nematoda; Chromadorea; Rhabditida; Meloidogynidae.
GCUCUAGUUAACAACAAAUAUAUUGCAAUGUCAACUCGACAAAUAUAUUUUCUCUUGCCUUUUGCAAAUUUCACAAGAACUUCAACAUUUUGUUCACAAGCUCUAGUUAACAACAAAUUUCAAUCAAAAGAAGAAAACAAGAUUGUAGAACACUUUGGUGGAUUAAAAAGAGAAGAUAAUUGGAUAAAAACCGCCGAAAAAUUUGUGGAAAAUUGGGCAGUCCUUCGUUGGCCUAGACAUGGUUGUGGUGGGAGAAGUUAUGCUUUGAUUGGAACACUUGCUGAUAUGGAACGUGCAUUAUUGGACUAUGCUCUUAAUUUUGUUUGGAAACAGCUUCAAUUGGAUGAUAAUGUUAAGAAUGUGGAGAUGGUUAAUGUGGAGGAUAUUUUGCCUGUUUCUACAACAAGAGCUUGUGGUGUACCUUUUCAAACUGGUCAAAACCCGAUGCAAUAUCGAAUUUUUAAUGCUGAUGAUAUUUACAAUUCUAGUCAAAAACAAAUUGAAUUAUCUGAUGAUUUAGACUUCUGUCUUUCUGGAACAGCAGAAAUGGGAAUUGCAAAUCGACUUAGAAACCGUGUUUUUCAACAAGAUCAAUUGCCAACAUAUUUUUUAUCAGAAAGUACCUGUUUUCGUCCUGAAAUUUCUAAAGGAGGUUUGGAAUGUGGUCUAUAUAGAGUUCAUCAAUUUAAAAAGGUUGAAAUGUUCGUCGUUUGUACUGAAAAACAAAGUUCGGAUGAAUUGCAGCGGAUUGUAAAAAUUCAAAAAAAUUUAUUUUCUUCCUUGGGUCUUCAUUGUCGGUUAUUUUUUUCUUUUCUAAUUUUGUAUUUUUCUAAAUUUUUUAGUCUUUUGGAUAUGUGUCAAGAAGAGUGUGGUAACUCAGCUUUUCAAAAAUUUGAUAUAGAGACGUGGAUGCCUGGCAGGAAGGAGUGGGGGGAAUUAUCAAGCGCUAGCAAUUGUACUGAUUAUCAAUCUCGAAGGCUUAAAAUUUCUUAUAGAUCUGACAGUUCUCCAAAUAAUACUUCUCUGCAUUAUUGUCACACUUGCAACGGCACUGGAAUAGCAUCGGCUCGAAUUCUCAUUGCACUUUUAGAAUCAUCUCAAUUGUCACCGCGUAAUGGACUUCAACUACAUGAAUUAAUCAAAAAGAUGCUUCCUGCUGAAAGAAGUUCUGUUUUAAAAUGUGGAAAGGCCAAACCAAUUGAUUAUUUUGUUGAUAAUGGCGUUUGUUAAAUAAUUUUUUGUCCAUACUAUGGAGGGGUCGGAAAAAAUCGAGUCGGAUUUCGGUCGAAAAAAGUCUGGGUUUAGGUAACCCGACCCAUCCUUCAUCCAUUUUUUUUGUUUUUAUUUGAAGAAUCUAGCUGCGUGUUAGGAAUUUUUUGGGAAAUUUUCUUGCGGACAUUUUUGAAAUUAAUUUCAUACCCCUCAGCAGUGGGGGGGGGGGGGAGGGUGGGGUAGGUAAUGGACAUUUUGUGGAAUUUUUAUUUUCACGAAGGCUUUAAGUUUUAUCACAAAGAAGGAAACACAUCCUGUCAAAAAAUUUUUCAGUCUAUUAAUUUUUGUUUAAAAAGUUUUUUCUCUAUAGAAGCUUAAAUUCAUCAAAAACUGCAAAAUUGAAAUACAAACAAGGGGGCGAGUACCGAGCAACCCUUAUAAUUAACAUAAAUACCUUGAUCAUUAAUCCAAUUUUUACCCCGAAAGGUCACUAAACCAUUCUUUUGCUGAUGUUUUUGUCCUUCAAUUUCUGCUGUAUGCAAAAUGAAGGAGAAUUUUGUUGAGGGAUUCCUCUGCAUAUGAAGGGCAAUGGAGCAAUAGAAUUUAUUUUUAAAUUAGGAUUAGUUGCAUUUAAUGAAGCUGUUCGAACUGUUCCAAUUAACGCGCCAACUGAUUGUCUAGCCAAAUUUGCCGCUAAAUUUAAAUUAGUAAAAACGGAACGUCUUAUAAUACCAGAAGCUUGAAAUAACAAGCCCCCAAAAAGACUUGAAAUAGUUUGGUAUUUUAAGGGCUUUUGAGGCUAGGCAUUUUAAGCAUUUUCUAAGGCUUUGUAUUCCAACCGCUUUUGGGGUCUAGGUAUUUCAAGCAUUUUGCACGGCUUUGUAUUUCAAGCUUUUUUGGGGGCUUGUUAUUUCAAGCUUCUGGUAUUAUAAGACGUUCCGUUUUUACUAAUUUAAAUUUAGCGGCAAAUUUGGCUAGACAAUCAGUUGGCGCGUUAAUUGGAACAGUUCGAAC